Molecule: messenger RNA, 770 nt
Organism: Lactuca sativa (garden lettuce)
Lineage: Eukaryota; Viridiplantae; Streptophyta; Magnoliopsida; Asterales; Asteraceae
Source: RefSeq, a predicted model, not a curated record
UAAUGUGUCCCCUUGCUUAUUAAUUAUUAUGAAUUUGGAUAUGAUGAAAGAAAGAUUAUAAAUUCUGCAUGCAUGUUGAGCUUUUGUAGAUUGUCUUAUGCAUUAAAGGAGAUAGUAAAUAUAUGAAACUUGGGGCCAAAUUACCACGAGGGGUUUUGCUUGCGGGUCCUCCGGGAACAGGAAAAACAUUGUUGGCCUGUGCAGUGGCCGGAGAAGCUGGCGUGGCGUUUUUUUCGAUGUCUGCUAGUGAAUUUGUUGAGAUUUUUCCUAGUAACGGAGCUGCACGUGUUCGAGAUCUUUUCCAUGAUGCCAGAAAACAUUCACCGUCUAUUAUUUUCAUUGAUGAGAUAGACGCUGUUGGAGGGCAACGUGGAACAUCUUUUAAUAGUGAACGUGACCAAACUUUAAACCAGCUUUUAACAGAGAUGGAUGGGUUUGAGAAGGGUGCAACUGUGGUGGUUAUAGCUGCUACUAACAGACCCGAGCUGCUGGAUUCUGCUUUGAUGAGACCGGGUCGGUUUUCCAGGAAAGUGGUUGUGGAUAAACCGGAUGAAGAUGGAAGGAGAAAGAUUUUUGCUUUAUAUUUACAGAAGGUACCCAUGAUGGAGGACAAAAAAGUCAUAUGUGACCUUGUUGCUUCACGUACACCAGGGUUAGUUGGGGCUGAUCUUGAAAAUAUAGCUAAUGAGGCUGUAAUGCUUGCUGCUCGUAGAGGUUUGUGCUAAACUUAACAUUUACUUAAGUGUUUAGACAUAGCAAUGUCUUGAUUG